AUCUGACAGGUCUAUUUUAACUAGAAGGACAGAAAUUCUUUCCGCGCUCGAUCGGCAUCUUGGACAUGCUAUAAAUACUCUCCUUCCUGUUGUUCUCUUAUCAUUUCUAUGAUUGCUGUCAGCACAGGGGCUGUCAUUAAGGUUUGACCCUAGUUUACUUGUAGCAUCUCAUUCUAAUAAAACGAUGUCCGUCCCUUGUGCCCGCCCGGUGCUAGGUUUCAUUGCUUAAGGGCUUAAUACCCCAGUGUAGAAGUCCAUGCAGCCCCACCACCAUCCCCACUAAAAUGUAAGGAUUUGGCUGGAAGGGGUGCUGCUGUGUGCCUUAGCCAUCGGUCCAACUUGCAUGCUCAGGCUGGUUUUGCUGGGCGAAACAUCCCCUUGUCCAGGAGCACGGUGUGGCUAGCAGUAAAGGAGCAAGUAUUUGAACCUGUAUGACGGGGACCUGAGGUGCGGGCGUAGGAGAGCGGAGCUGGCCAUGGAAGAGAGCAAAGAAGCGAUAGCCGCCUUGCCAACCCCAGCCACUGACAAAACUAUACGCUGGGCCUCAAAAUGGCCUUUAAAAGCACAAGGAUCUUCCCCCCACCCCCUUUUAAUUCAAAUCUGUUGACUUGCUUUCUGUUUGUUUGAGUCUUUAGAGUUGACAAUUCAAGCUUUUUCUCUGCGACCAUGAAGGCUAGAAGGUAACUUUAAAAAAACAAAACGCCAAAGCUGAGAAUCACAGGAGUCCAGGAGCUGGGACUUUAAGAGAAAUACCCGAUAUGUGUGCUGGGGAAGAGAAACGAGUUGGUACACGAACCGUCUUAGUUGGCCACCGCCCCGUGUCUGAAACGGAUGCUUAUGUUGCGCAGAAAUUUUGCGACAACAGAAUCGUCUCCUCCAAGUACACUGUCUGGAAUUUUCUCCCGAAGAAUCUUUUUGAGCAGUUUAGAAGAAUUGCCAACUUUUAUUUCCUUAUCAUCUUCCUUGUUCAGGUCAUAGUUGAUACGCCAACCAGCCCGGUAACCAGUGGGCUUCCACUUUUUUUUGUAAUCACUGUUACAGCUAUCAAACAGGGAUAUGAGGACUGGUUGAGACACCGAGCUGACAACGAAGUAAAUAAGAGCAAUGUCUUCGUUAUUGAAAAUGCAAAGCAAGUACGAAAAGAGAGUGAAAAAAUUAAGGUUGGGGACAUAGUAGAAGUGAAAGCAGAUGAAACCUUCCCUUGUGAUCUGAUCUUCUUGGCAUCGAGCAGUCCUGAUGGGACCUGCUAUGUUACUACAGCCAGUCUGGAUGGUGAAUCGAACUUCAAGACUCAUUAUGCUGUGCGGGACACCACGGUGCUGUGUACACACGAAACCAUAGACUCCCUGGCAGCCACCAUCGAGUGCGAACAGCCUCAGCCUGACCUCUACAAAUUUGUUGGAAGAAUUAACAUCUACAGAAGUAACCAAGAACCCAUAGCCAGGUCUUUGGGUCCAGAAAACCUGUUGCUGAAGGGUGCUACCUUAAAAAAUACCAAGAAGAUUUAUGGGGUUGCAGUCUACACGGGAAUGGAAACAAAAAUGGCUUUGAACUACCAAGGGAAAAGUCAAAAGCGUUCCGCUGUAGAGAAAUCUAUCAAUGCUUUCUUGGUGGUGUAUUUGUGCAUCUUGCUGAGUAAAGCUACAGUGUGCACCACGAUGAAGUAUGUCUGGCAGAGCAAUCCAUUUAAUGAUGAGCCUUGGUAUAAUGAGAAAACCAAAAAAGAGAAAGAGGCAUUCAAGGUCUUAAGGAUGUUCACCGACUUCCUGUCAUUUAUGGUCCUGUUCAAUUUCAUUAUCCCAGUCUCCAUGUACGUCACAGUAGAAAUGCAGAAGUUUCUGGGGUCCUUCUUCAUUUCUUGGGAUAAGGAGAUGUACGAUGAAGAAAUAAAAGAAGGAGCUCUGGUGAACACUUCGGACCUCAAUGAAGAGCUUGGACAGGUUGAAUAUGUGUUCACAGACAAAACUGGGACCCUGACUGAAAACAGCAUGGAGUUCAUUGAGUGCUGCAUAGAUGGGCACAAGUACAAAGAGUCCAUUUCCGAGGUGGAUGGGCCUCUGAAAUAUUAUGGUAAAGCAGAAAAGUGCCGAGAAGAGCUGUUUCUGCGUGCUUUGUGCCUGUGCCAUACUGUUCAGAUCAAGGAAGGAGACCAAGUGGAUGGACUGAUUGAGCAUCUGGAACACCGAUCUACCUAUAUCUCCUCUUCACCCGACGAAAUAGCUUUGGUGAAAGGCGCCAGAAAGUAUGGUUUCAGUUUCCUAGGACUUGAAAACAAUUACAUGAAAGUAAAAAACCAGAACAAUGAAACGGAAAGGUACCAGCUUCUUCACAUACUAAAUUUUGAUCCUGUCCGUCGCCGGAUGAGUGUCAUUGUCAGAACUAUCACAGGGAAGCUGCUCCUCUUCUGUAAAGGAGCCGACUCGUCUAUUUUUCCAAGAGUGCAGCAAGAUGAAAUACAACAAACUAAAGUGCAUGUGGAUCGUAAUGCCAUGGAUGGGUAUCGAACACUUUGCGUGGCCUUUAAAGAAUUCUCUCAAGAGGAGUAUGAUCAAAUCGAUAAGCAGCUUUGUGAAGCUAAAAUGGCUCUCCAGGACAGAGAAGAGAAGAUGGCGAAGGUUUUUGAAGACAUAGAAGCCAACAUGCAUUUGAUUGGGGCCACCGCAGUGGAAGACAAACUCCAGGAACAGGCAGCAGAAACCAUUGAGGCCCUGCAUGCGGCCGGCAUGAAGGUUUGGGUGCUUACUGGGGACAAGAUGGAGACGGCAAAAUCCACCUGCUAUGCCUGCCGGCUGUUCCAGACCAACACUGAGCUGCUGGAGCUGACCACCAAAGUGGUGGGGGAUAGUGAGAGGAAAGAGGACCGGCUACAUGAGCUAUUGAUGGAAUAUCGUAAAAAACUGCUGCAGGAGUUUCCCAAAAAUAGUGGAGGCCUUAAAAGGAGCUGGGUGUUGAACCAAGAGUACGGCCUCAUCAUAGAUGGCUCAACAUUGUCACUAAUUUUAAAUCCGUCUCAGGAUUCUAGUUCCAGUAAUUACAAGACCAUUUUCCUACAGAUUUGCUUGAAGUGUACUGCAGUGCUGUGUUGUCGCAUGGCUCCUUUACAGAAAGCACAGAUUGUCAGGAUGGUAAAGAGCACCAAGGGCAGUCCAAUAACACUAUCAAUAGGAGAUGGCGCCAAUGAUGUUAGCAUGAUUUUGGAAGCGCAUGUUGGAAUCGGUAUAAAAGGCAAAGAAGGUCGCCAAGCUUCAAGAAACAGUGACUAUGCUGUUCCGAAAUUUAAGCAUUUAAGAAAACUACUACUAGCACACGGGCAUUUAUAUUAUGUGAGAAUUGCACACCUUGUACAGUAUUUCUUCUAUAAGAACCUUUGCUUCAUUUUACCACAGUUUUUGUACCAGUUUUUCUGUGGAUUCUCACAACAGCCUCUCUACGAUGCUGCUUACCUUACGAUGUACAAUAUCUGCUUCACAUCACUACCGAUCCUGGCCUACAGCCUGCUGGAGCAGCAUAUCAACAUUGAAACUCUGACCUCAGAUCCACAACUGUAUAUGAAAAUUUCUGAUAAUGCCAUGUUACAAUGGAAGCCCUUCUUUUACUGGACCUUUCUGGGCGCCUUUGAAGGACUUGUGUUUUUCUUCGGAGUUUACUUUCUUUUUCAAAAUUCAUCAUUAGAAGAUAAUGGAAAGGUUUUUGGAAACUGGACCUUUGGAACUAUUGUUUUUACCAUAUUAGUCUUCACUGUCACACUAAAGUUAGCACUAGAUACUCGAUUCUGGACUUGGAUGAACCACUUUGUGAUCUGGGGCUCCUUGGCCUUCUAUGUGUUUUUCUCGUUCUUUUGGGGAGGAGUCAUUUGGCCUUUCCUGAAGCAGCAAAGAAUGUAUUUUGUAUUUGCACAUAUGGUGACUUCUUUAUCAAGCUGGCUGGCAAUAAUCCUCCUGAUCUUCAUCAGCCUUUUCCCAGAGAUUCUUCUAAUAGUUUUUAAAAAUGUAAGAAGGAAAGCCCAGGAACAUCCACUAUCUUCAUGCUCUCUCAAACUUCCAGCAAUCACACCUUUUCUUGGAGUGAAUAAGAAUGCCCCCUUUGAUCCUCCUAUGUUACUGUCCUACAAACAUAUGGAGAAUGGUUGCAUCUUUAAAUGGAAACCAGAAGAGGUUAUUAAUUUGACAGAAAGAGGUCCUCUCAGGAUACUGCAAAUGCAGCAACGCUAAACACAGCACAUGGGCAUGCUGUAGGACAAGCCAUGCAUCUGUGAACUAACGAUGCUCUCUUAAGAUGACACACACGCUGUAAGCAGCCAUGCUGACACAGCAGUAGCCAAGGCCACAGAACCCAUUUCUUUUGGCUAUUUCCUCCCCCAGAUCUAGAAAUCAAAAAAAGCACGGGAAACAAAAAGCCUGUCUGAAUGGCAAGUCAUGCUUAGAACUGCAGGCGAGUUGAAUAACCCAAACUUGAGAGAGACAGAGAGAGGUGGACGCGGCAUUCCCCCCCGCCCUGCAUCUGGAUGGAGACUUAUCUUUUACAGCCGCAGCAAUUGUUCCAACAGCAGUGAACCGCUGCUAAAGUCUUCUCCUUUUGCCUGACCAAAGAAGUACGCAGCCUUCAAAACUUAAUUAAGGGCUGGUCCAACUCCAUGGAAGGGAAUGGAAGAAAGUUCCUGUUGCCUUGUCUAGAAGUUGGAUUGGACUCUGCCUGGGAGCUACAUGCUGUCCUCUCUAACAACCCCCAUUGCCUUGUGAUGGGGGGGCUGCGUACCAGCAUCUGGAGACAGGAUGUGAUCCUUAGAAGCACUGAGCUUUCCAAUGAACACGGCAGGAUGACAUGAAGCACUGAAGAAUUAGUUACUGCUGGUGUGAAACAUUCAGUGACCUCAGGGGUAGAUGAGUUAGUUGUUCCACGUUCCUUUUAAAAAGUUAAGUGUUUUUAUCCAGAAAUCCAAGGAGCUGAUGAAAUAUUUGAAGAGUUCUUAUGUGGUGAGAAUUUUUUUUUCCAUGUUACAAUUGGUUGUUUUUUUUAUUUCUGAAAAAAGUUAAAGGAAAAAUAAUGAGCAUUUUCCCCUUUUAUGUCCUGGAAAUAAACAGAAUCCUUCUGUUUGAGAGUGCCUCUCUGGUCAGA
Molecule: messenger RNA, 5115 nt
Organism: Gavialis gangeticus (Gharial)
Lineage: Eukaryota; Metazoa; Chordata; Crocodylia; Gavialidae
Gene: ATP11C
Product: ATPase phospholipid transporting 11C
Exons: 30
Coding region: 759-4211 (1150 amino acids)
Biological process (GO): phospholipid translocation
Cellular component (GO): trans-Golgi network; endoplasmic reticulum; recycling endosome
Molecular function (GO): magnesium ion binding; ATPase-coupled intramembrane lipid carrier activity; ATP hydrolysis activity
Source: RefSeq, a predicted model, not a curated record